GAGCUCCAUGAUAACACAACCACUCAAUUGACUCGAAGUAGGGUGUAUGUUGGAUUGUAUGCCAAUGGAGGAGAUGUGUCUAUAUCUGGUGGUGUUACACUGACUGUAGACUUUGAUGGGUUCAGUCCUCAGUUUACCCUCAGCUGUAUCUCCACUGGUGGACCUGCUACCACUGUCAUGUGGACCAGAGAUUCCACCACUGUCACCCAUGGAACUGAGACUGUUUUAGUCAAUGCAACCACGGCAGAG
Geodia barretti is the source of this 249-nucleotide messenger RNA. The record is from the annotation of a GenBank genome assembly. Lineage: Eukaryota; Metazoa; Porifera; Demospongiae; Tetractinellida; Geodiidae.